CAGCGCGCGCGAAAUUCCAAGGGAGCGGCGCGGCGGGCGCGGAUUGUGGAAUGGCUCACGACACUACAGUGCCCAAACUGAACUUUGAAUAUUGGUUGGAUAAAGCUAUUGAAUGGGGUCAAGCCACUACAUUGGAAUCCCAGAAAGAUGUGUGCCUUCAUUUGCCUCAGCUCCAGGAAUUUCUACAUCAGCUGUAUGAAACAAUAAAACAUCUGCAGGGUUCCACUGCAGCAAUCCAGCAGUUCCCUUUAAUUGGACAGCUUCUAGGAAGGCUCUGUUGGAAUCCUUUUGUUAUAGGAUAUGAUGAAAGCCAGAGGACUCUGAUGUGGUGCUUAUGUUGUCUUUUCAGCAGUGAACCACAGAAUGCUGUGGAACUGAAGGCCAACAGCUGGAUACGGAGUUUGCUGUGCCAUCUCCUUUCUUCUUCUAAGUGGGAAAGUAAUGAAUCGGAAACCAGUACAUUCAUAUCAGCUCUGGGCUACACAUCAGCAGAUUAUUAUUGUCACUUGGUUAAAAAUAUGGUUGUUUCAUUAGUAACAGAACUCAGAGAAAACCAGUCCAAUGGACUUAACAUUCAGGAGAGCAUUUCAGCCAGUCAUGUGAAUGCUAUGUCCAUUUUCUGUGUGCCUCUCAUUACUUUGCCUGAUCUAACUCCAUUGCUGGAAACUCUCCUUCUUUACCAUGGAGGUUCAUCAAAAGAAAUUCUCAGUUCAGAGUUUCUAGAGGCUGUAAAUGAAGCCUUUUUAAAGAAGAAGAUCUCCCUUCCUGAACCACCUGUCUUCAGCCUUUGGCUUCGUCACCUACCAAGCCUUGAAAAGGCUACCUUACAUCUUCUAGACCAGUUGUUUUCCAUUCAGUUGAAUUCACUGGAAGAAGUGGCUCGUGUCAUAAAAGACUCAUUGCUGCCACAAGCAGCAAGCCAUCCUGCUAUUUUCAGAAUUGUAAAUGAAAUUUUCAAGAAUGCACUGAUGGAAACUGAUGGAACUUCAGAAGUUAUGACAAUAAUACAGGUGUUUACACAGCUCUUCCUUCAGGCUCAUCAGAAUGAAAACAAACAGCAUAAAUUUCCACUGAAGGCCUACUUCCCAAACCAACACCAGCCUCUUGUUAGAGGUUUAGCCAGACGUCCUUUUGAACUCCCAACUACCUCUUGGUCUCAACACUUGAAGCACAUUUCGGAUAUGCUCAAAGCAUUAGUAGAAGAUACAGAUGUUAGUUCUCUCACUGACCUCUUUGAAAUCUGGUUUUUGGUUGCUUGUUUUGGAGAAUGGCUGGAUAUUGCAGCAGAACAAUUACUGAAGGCUGCUGUAGAACCAGAUGCUGUGCUGUGGCUGCUGGCAUUUUACUACUGUCCUAAAAAUGAAAAUCAGCAAAGGACUCAAACAAUGGUAGAAGCUCAAGCAGUCUACAGUCAUCUAAUGAUGCUGUUCAGCUGUGCAGACCUUUCUCUCAAAGACCUGGAGGCUGCUGUACACAAGCUAACAGGUGUAGAGCAGUGUUGUAACCAGCAUCUUACAAUACACCUUCUGACCAACUUCUUGCUCUUUUCAACUGGUGGACAUAAGAUUGCCCAGGAUUGUAUUUACCAUGUUACUGAGAUAACUGAUACAAGCAAAGAGAUUUAUAACCUUCUUAUCCGUACUGCGUACAGAUUUAACCACAGUGGAGAAGAAAACCAAAGGACUGUGAAGCUGCUGAAUGCACUUCUUCAAAAACUUCCAUUGAAAGUUUAGAACUGUAAAGUCAUCUAUUUAUCAACCUAACAAAUCAGGUCUUUAUCCAGGUGUCAGCACCUGGCACUGCAGGUUACCAAGGGCAGUAAGAUACCUAUAUAAGCUCUAGCUGCUAAUUUAUAUUCCCUCCUCUAUAUUGAAAAAUAAUCUGUUGUUUGGAAAUGUUAAUCAUUUGAAACAUAAUAGUAAAUAUUAAAGAUGCUUGAAAAUUUAGUUCUGAGUUCCUUCUGUAACAAGAGACCUACAUAAUUUAAAGUGGUUCACUCAUCUUGUUUAUCUGGCUGAGGAUCAGUUUUUCUCCCAAAUUACGCCUGUGGGGUUUUUUAAAGCAAGUAAUAUCUAACUGCUUGAUUAUUAAGCUGUUACUAAAAUGUUUUGUUCUGUGCUUCUGCUUUUAUGAAACUAACCAUGAUCUCAAGUGAUUCAUGGUGUUCUCAGGAAAUCAGUGAGCAAUGUUUCCUGAACUCUUUCCUUCUUUUUGAAAAUGUUUCCAAAAUGAAACUCUUCCCAUAAAUUGCUAAAUAUGGUUUUUUAAAAUUCUGUAGCUUUCACAGGACAGUGUUCUCCUCUAAGAACUAUACCAAUAGCUGGUCUUUCUCAACAGAUAC
Oenanthe melanoleuca is the source of this 2341-nucleotide messenger RNA. RefSeq names its product FA complementation group C (gene FANCC). The record is from RefSeq and is a predicted model, not a curated record. Bases 51 to 1733 code for a protein of 560 amino acids. The transcript is spliced from 15 exons. Gene Ontology annotation, cellular component: Fanconi anaemia nuclear complex. NCBI's taxonomy places the organism in Eukaryota, Metazoa, Chordata, Aves, Passeriformes, Muscicapidae. Gene Ontology annotation, biological process: nucleotide-excision repair; interstrand cross-link repair; cellular response to oxidative stress.